AAAAAAAAAAUUAAUGGUUGAAAUUUGAGAGGGAGUUUAAUAUCUAAGAUAACAAGACCUGUUAAUGCAACAUAUAUAGCUUCUCCAAACUGAUAUAAAAAAUGGCACCUGCAACCAAUGGAAUUGGCAGAUCUACCACCAACCAACCUUAACUUGUUUUGCUUCACCAAGAAUCAUAAUAGCUCUUAUGUCUUCAUCAUGCAUCCGAAGUUCCCUCUCCCUUCAUGCUUAAGCAUCCGUCACCAAAACUACAACACAACACAACUCCUUCUCAUCGACUCAGUCCCUUUCUUCCUCCACCUCAUAAAUGCCACAAUAUAUAAUAAAAACCUUACACAUAUAUAUUUCCCAGAGCUCCAACUUCUUCUUAACAUAUUUCCCUCCAUACUCAUUAAAAACACAACAACAAAAAAAAGCCAAUACAUUUCAGCAUGAGAACCAAAGCCCAUAUUCCAACUUUCAACUAUAAGCUUCUCCUCCUCGGAGUAUUCCUUGCUUUUGUUGUCCUCUUUGUGUUCAGGUCAAGCUUUGAUUCAUCAUCAUCAUCAUCUUCUUCUUCUUCUUCCAAUGAAAAAUCCACCAUUUUGCCAAGAGUACCCUUGGAUGAGAAAGAAGCCGAGGAUGAUGAAAGAUCAACAAAAUGUGACACCCCAUUGACUUGCAACAAAAUCCCACCUUCCCUAGCCAAAGCUCUAAUCCACUACACAACCUCAACCAUCACCCCACAGCAAACCCUCAAAGAAAUCUCAGUCACAUCAAAGGUCCUAGACAAGAAAUCACCCUGCAACUUCCUUGUCUUCGGCCUAGGCCACGACAGCCUCAUGUGGAGCUCCCUCAACCACGGGGGGCGCACCAUUUUCGUCGAAGAGGACGAGUCGUGGAUCGAGCAAAUCCAACGCCGUUUCCCCAUGUUGGAGUCAUACCAUGUCACAUAUGACAGCAAGGUGAACCAGGCUGACAAUCUCAUGGAUGUUGGGAAGGGCCCCGAGUGCACAGCAGUUGGUGAUCCUAGGUAUAGCAUGUGCCAGCUGGCACUCAAGGGCUUGCCUAGUGAGGUUUACGAUAUCAAAUGGGAUUUGAUUAUGGUGGAUGCGCCCACAGGGUAUCACGAUGAAGCACCGGGACGAAUGAGCGCCAUAUACACAGCUGGGAUGAUGGCUAGGAACAAAGAGGAGGGAGAGACUGAUGUGUUUGUGCAUGAUGUGAAUAGGGUUGUUGAAGAUAACUUCUCCAAGGCUUUCCUUUGUGAAGGUUACAUGAAAAAGCAACAAGGGAGGUUGAGGCACUUCAAUAUUCCUAGUCACAGGGAUGGUUCCCACAGGCCCUUCUGCCCUGAGUAGUCAAUUCAUGUGUUUUGCAAAUUAAUUCAUCUGUCAUAUUUGAUUCAUCGUCUCUAUACUAUACUUCACAAUUUAAUUUCAUCCAUUUACCCUCCAUUUAGAUGGAAAAAAAUAACUCGGGAUUUAGAUAAUCCUCCGUUUGGAUGAAGGAACUGAAAGUUGCAGAGAAUUAUUAAAUUACGAAAAGUAGAUAUCCAUCCUUUAAAUUUUUGUCAAUUAAUAAUUUCAAUAUUUCAAUUAUGUAUGUCAAAUUUUGUAAAUGACAGAAUUUACCAUGAAAACAAAUUCCUGCUCAAUAGAAA
Messenger RNA from Prunus persica (peach), 1642 nucleotides. RefSeq names its product glucuronoxylan 4-O-methyltransferase 1. The transcript has a single exon. The record is from RefSeq and is a predicted model, not a curated record. NCBI's taxonomy places the organism in Eukaryota, Viridiplantae, Streptophyta, Magnoliopsida, Rosales, Rosaceae. The coding region runs from base 432 to 1340 and encodes 302 amino acids. Gene Ontology annotation, biological process: xylan biosynthetic process.